UUGCACAAUGAUCCUCGACUAACUGUUAACACACAAUGCGGUUGUGAGUCAAAGGUUAAACACGCCAUCGAUCGUCAUCUCGGCUUCAUCGCAACGUCUACCGAUUUCUUACUUUGAAGUCCAGUGGUAUCACCCUGAAACUAUCUUGCCUCGGACUACCACAGCGACUCGAGGCCUAAAGGGUUAAACGUAUCGCAAGAAACAGACCUCCGCGCGCGGCGAUGCUGGGCAAUGCUUCCUCUUCCCAUCGCGAUCUCCAUUUCCCCGGGCAAAAAAGUAGCCGUGCAGCGGCGAUGGACUACAGUCACCGUUUCUCUACAAGGUAUGCUAAGCUAAGCGCAAGAAGCGGCGGCGGAGGCGGCCGCGGUUGGUCUCUCGGGCAACCUCGAAGGUGGAAGGAAGUGGCGAGGCAGCAGGCAGCGGCCAAGCUAGGCGUGAGUCAUCGAGGCGAGACAAGAUCUCGGAAUGUUGACGCGCAUAUUAUAUCUCCGGUCAGUGAAUUUAAUGGUACGGCCGAUAAUGAUCAAUCAAAAUGAAAAACCUGCUCUUUAGAAGCGCACAAUUUUACGUCGUCGUGGAGUAUCAGUAAUGACGACGUCUUCAUUCUGCACAUUACAAGAGUGCGAGAAUGCGAGAAUGUGACGAAGACGAGUCUUGUUUUUCUCUCGCUCGAUGCGAAAAAAACGUAUUGUAAAAAACUUACGACGGCGCGGCG
Molecule: messenger RNA, 715 nt
Organism: Trachymyrmex septentrionalis
Lineage: Eukaryota; Metazoa; Arthropoda; Insecta; Hymenoptera; Formicidae
Exons: 3
Coding region: 222-536 (104 amino acids)
Source: RefSeq, a predicted model, not a curated record